Messenger RNA from Penicillium verrucosum, 4407 nucleotides. RefSeq names its product ankyrin repeat domain-containing protein. Bases 1 to 4407 code for a protein of 1468 amino acids. Lineage: Eukaryota; Fungi; Ascomycota; Eurotiomycetes; Eurotiales; Aspergillaceae. Gene Ontology annotation, molecular function: protein binding. The record is from RefSeq and is a predicted model, not a curated record. The transcript has 9 exons.
AUGGAAAAUAUUGUCCGAGAUUCCCGAAACAAAAGCAACACCGAGGACACGCCUAUUCGCGCAGAUGUUUCUUUGGAUCAACACCGUUGCAUAGAUGAGCUACACACGGCGAUCAAAUGCAACAAUUUAGAUGCCGUGGAAACGCUCCUCGACAAUCAUGCUAUCCUCGAAGCUGUGUUCGUUCACCAGUUCAAAGACGAACAUACUGUUCAGAACGACGUGACUCCCCUGAUGCUUGCAGCAGAAUCGGGUCACAGAGAAAUUGUCGAGCUACUCUUAAAGAGAGGGGUCAAUAUCUAUGCAACCACAGAUACCAACUUAACCGCUCUACAUCUUGCCGUGCAGCAGGGUCAUGAAAGCAUAGUCGAAAUCCUUUCUGAUAGAGGCGGGACAGAACUCCUGGAAAUGACAACCAUUGCAGGUCGAACGUCUCUUCUUGCCGCAUCAUGCAAGGGCUAUGCUUCUAUUGUCAGAUUGUUACUUGAUAAGGGGGCUGACAUCGAUGCCAUGGAAGCGAUGGACCAAUCAGACUAUAAGGAAAUUUGGGAAAUCAUAACCCAAUACGAUACUUCCGCUUUUACCCUCGCAGCCCAAGGGGGGCAUGUCGCUGCGCUCGAUGUUCUACUCUCCCGAGUAUCAACACCCAAAUUUGAAGAUGCUUACGGUACUCAAGCACUGCAUUCUGCAGUACAACAUGGGCAACUUGCUGUGGUAGAAUAUCUUUUGAAGGAUCACAUUGGUCUCCUAAAUUCACGGGGUGCUAAAGGUCGAACAGCUAUCUCUGCUGCUUUGGAGUACGGGCACGCGGAUAUUUUUGAGUAUUUGCUUAACAAAGACGCAGACCUAACCAUAGAUACGACUCUCCAGUAUGCUGUCAUGCAUAGACAUCUCGGGGCUGUUGAGAAAGUCUUGACAAAGCAACCUAUUCUCCUGGACUCGGUGGAUGAACUGGGUACAUCAGCUAUCUGUUGCGCCUUGACCAACGAUCACUUGGAUAUUUUUAAUUUAUUGAUUGAUAUGGGGGCAGAUCUAACCACCCGGGAUUACUGGACUGACACGGUUCUCCAUCAUGCUGCCAGGCGGGGUCAUCUCUCGGCCGUUAAGAAAAUCUUGGCCAGAGAACCUAGUCUCCUGAAUUUGAAGGGUCGAGGUUCGCAAACGGGUCUGAUCUCCGCUUUGUGGUCCCGCCAUCUGGCGGUGGCUAAGUAUCUGAUUCAGCAAGGCGCGGAUGUAACUUUAGAAGCCGACUUCAGGCAUACUGCAUUGUAUCUGGCCUGCCAUCUAGGAUACCAAGAGAUCAGUCAACUCAUUCUCAAAAGCCUGACCUUUGACCGUUUCGAUCCACAUUACAUCAAGACAAUAACUGUGUUCGACAAGCGGAACCCUCCGCAUGAUACAGUCUUGAUGACUGCUACUACAGGAGGUCGUAUCCCGAUUGUGUUUCAAUUGUUGGAAGCGGGGAUUUAUUUCCCACGCUUUCCUGCAAAGGCCGAUCCUUUUUGGUCUUGCAUUGAGGAGGCUAGUUUGCUUCAGCCUUUUCUAUCGGAAUUGGUCGAUAGGAAGUCCGAGGAGAUCAAUGAGCACGGAGAGACAAUCCUAUACUGGGCUAUCUUGAAUAGACAGGAGGAGCUGUUCAGCAAAUGCAUGGGCAAAAUACAGAGUCUGCGAACUCUCUGGGAAAGGGGAGGGGCCUCUUGGGCGCACGUAGCGGCGCUGGGUGGGCAUACCAGGAUCUUAGAGCAACUGCUCCUGAACGGACUUUGCACGCUAGCCCCAACUGAUGAGAAUAUCACACCUCUGCACUUGGCCGUUAAAUACGGUCACAUUGAGUUGGUCAGAAAUAUCCUAGUCUGGCUUGGCGGAUCCCCUACAACCUAUCAGUCUGUUGGCCCUGGAACGGAGACCGAGAAGAUCGCUGUUUUACGUGACAUUCUCCACGAAGAAGACCAUGUUCUGGGUGCUAUUAUUCGCAAGCAAUAUGAUGGUCAUACGCCAAUCUCACUAGCAGCAUUGGGGACCACGGAAAGUCAUCGUCAAAUGGAGGUCCUUUUGUGGCAGACAAUAGACAACUACAUCGAAAAGACUGGCCUAUUUUUUAAGCCAUUAAAUGGCGAUGCAAAACUUGUCCUGGAGCUGGCUGCACAAUUCGAGGCCCCAGGGGAGGAAACCUAUCUCUCGCGCUUUCUCCAAUCGAUACCUCGCUCUGAUCCCUCUGAAACAGGUGGGCUUGAUGCUUUCCACUUGGCUGUGUACCAUAAGCUGCCUAUUGUUGUUUGGUGGCUUCUUUCCAAUGGGUGGUACCUCAGCGGGAAUCACAUUGAAAAAGGACAGCAAAUUAUCUCCAAGUGGGAACAGGAUGAUCCAGUCGGCAACAUAAUGAAGGAAAUUCUCGAGAACCCUCCUCCUCUCCGAGAUCAUCAUGCUUGGAGAUACGACGAAAAUCAGCCAACAUUCCAAUUUUCAUCCGAGGAUUACGGCCUCCUCGAGGGGACAGUAUUGGACCUUUAUCAUGAGGAGCACCAGGCUUCCAUCCAGCUCAAGCGCCGUUCAAUGGCUGCUAUCAUAUACGACGAAGGUCCUCAGAAGAUCAUGAAGCCUGGUCGGUAUCUCGAUCUCGAUUCGCUCAAGGGAGUGCUUUCUACCCUGGGGGAGUCCUCGAACAAUAUACCGAAUAAGCGAGAAACCACUGCUGUGUUGGGUAUGCAGGGAGAACCUGGCUCUGAGAAACAGAGAGUGCCAGACUUGAGAUGGAUUCAUGUCCCCGCAAACAAUCUGCGCUGUGUCGAAGAACUCAUGAUCCGACUUUCCCAAGAUCGACAAAUUAAGAACAAAGAUCACCGCCCUUGGGCACAAUUUGUACGCAAAAGUUGGGCUGAACUACCUGCCGGUGGAAACACGUUCUACAUGAAACCACAGUGUCUUCAUUAUAAACGGUCUGACACAGCCUACGAUGGCCAGGUUAGCGUUGAUGCCCAUGAGAAGCGUACAGAUAUCAGGGCCAAUAACAAAUCUAGCCACAUCUCGAAUUUCGGCAGAAGUGCUUUAUACAUGCCCUAUCUGUUUUGGAAGAAAUGCCCAGUCGAGCGCCCUCGGAGUACAAACACAGACCCUGUCCAACAGGCUAAAGUCCCGACUGAUACGCAGAAUAAGAUGACCCAUUCUCCUAAGAUCACUCCAUCUACCCAAGGACGACACAUUGUCCAUGACUCCAUGACCCUCGAUCAGUAUUACUAUUCAUCUCUUGAAGACACCACGACAAGAGACAAAGAUCAAGUGCUGUGGCGUAGCACAGAUCCAAAGCUCAAGCAGGCAGAAAGCAAGAGCGGGACGGGAUUAAAACAGCUGGACAACCAGCAAGCGAACGAUUAUUCUCAACCAAAGGAUGAUAUACGCAAGAUUCUCAUCGUGAAUCAGCUUUGGCUUUGGGUACUUGACGAAAAGACCAUUAUCACAAGCACAACAAACGAGAUAGAUAAGACAGAAAGCAGUUUCCUUCAACGGGUUUUGAACAACCUUCGAGCUCAGGAAAAGAGCUCUUCGAUAUUGGUCGAAAACAUCCAAGAACUCAUCCUCAGUACGGCUACAAGCUUUUUUAACAAGAAGGAUGUUGAAGUAUUGGGGAACAAGAAAUCGCCUUUGGGGGUCUAUCGUGCAGCUAUCUUGAACGUGCGAGACAAGGAAGCACAUUUAUUCGAUGUAUUCCAAAAGUCACUUGGUAAUACAGUGACAGACGAUGAGAAUCAAACAAAUACCUACGAAUGCACUAACAGGCCUCCAAUGGAGAACAAGGAACCUGGUGAAACACAUGAUACAGAACAGGAGGCUGGACUCAUUACUCGCUUGUUCAAUACCAAGCAUGGGUCUUGGAAAGGAAGAGAGACAUAUAACCCUUACGGCGACAUCGCCGGCGAGACAGAGCUCCUCCGAGAAGUCAAGGACAUUUGUGAUGAACUGAACAUGAUGAAGUCCCUGGCCCUUGACCAAGAAAGUGUUUGGAAGCAAAUCUGGAAGGACGGCUCCAACCCAGAUGCUACGUUUACCUACAACACACCUUCGGAGGUCAAGAAAGAGAUUACGGAAAUGGUCAAAGAGGCCGAGUUUGUACAAAAGGCUAUUGACAUGCUGCUCGACCUAAAGCAGAAGCAAGCGAAUAUCGUCGAAGCUGAGUUCGCACGAAAGCAAAGUGAAGAUACCGCGAAGCAGAGUGAUACGAUCAUGGUGUUCACAGUCGUGACAAUUCUCUUCCUACCCGCUUCUUUCCUAACAAGUCUCCUUGCUUUGGACAUAUCUGAUUUCCCUCAUGUCGGUGAUGAUGUCCGCUUUGAAGGACGCAUGAUAUUCCCUAUUAUCUGUGAGUUCUCACCCUACUACCUGUGGCAUGGAGCAUUGUCUGAUAAUUUGUUCUAA